Messenger RNA from Lathyrus sativus (Indian pea), 2895 nucleotides. The record is from the annotation of a GenBank genome assembly. Lineage: Eukaryota; Viridiplantae; Streptophyta; Magnoliopsida; Fabales; Fabaceae.
AUGCCUCAGCAAAUUAUAUGCGGUGUUGCUGAAAACAUCAUUAACAAGUUGGCUUCCGCUGCUUUUCGUGAAUUUGGACGGAUUUAUGGUGUUAUGGAUGAACUGGAAAGGCUUAAGAGUACUCUUGACUCCAUUAAAGCUGAGAUCCUGGAUGCCGAGGACAAGCAACAACAAAACCGUGCCAUACAGAUCUGGAUAAGAAGACUCAAAGAUGAUGUGCUUCAUCCUGCUGAUGACUUGCUAGAUGAAUUUCUUAUUCAAGAUAUGAGACACAAAACUCCGAAGAACAGAAUGACAAAGGUACUUCAUUCCUUCUCUCUAAAUAGCAUUGCUUUUCGCCACAGAAUGGCUCAUGUGAUUCAAAAAGUACAGAAAAAGUUUGAUGAUAUUGUAAAAGAUAUGGCUGGGUUGAAUCUAAACCCAAACAAUGUGGUGGUUGAACAUAGUAAGAAUGUAAAGAGGGAAACUAGUUCUUAUGUGUUACAAUCAGAUAUCAUUGGAAGAGAAGAUGAUAAAAAAGAGAUUAUAAGCUUGUUGACGCAAUCACAUGGAAAUCAAAAUGUCUCUGUGGUCGCUAUUGUUGGGAUUGGUGGUUUGGGAAAGACAGCUCUUGCUCAGUUGGUAUACAAUGAUGUUGAAGUGAAAAAUAUUUUUGAAAAGAGUAUGUGGGUAUGUGUCUCUGAUAACUUCAAUGUCAAAACUAUUGUGAAGAAAAUGUUGGAGUCAUUAACCAAAAGCAUAGUUGAUGAUAAGUUAUCGUUGGAAAACAUGCAGAAUAUGCUUCGUGACAAUUUAACGGGUAAGAAAUACUUGUUAGUCCUCGAUGACAUUUGGAACGAGAGUUUUGAAAAAUGGGCUCAGUUGAGGACUUAUUUGAUGUGUGGUGCUCAAGACAGUAAGGUUGUAGUGACAACUCGUAGCAAAAUUGUAGCACAAACAAUGGGUGUAAGUGUCCCCUAUAUUGUGAAUGGUUUGAAUCCAAUACAAUCUUGGAGUUUGUUGAAGAAAAUUGUUACAUAUGGGGAUGAGACUAAAGCAGUGAAUCAAAUUCUUGAACCAAUUGGAAAGAAGAUAGCAGAAAAGUGCAAGGGUGUUCCACUAGCAAUUAGAACGUUGGGAGGACUAUUACAGGGUGAAAAUGAAAAAAAGGAAUGGAUUGAUAUUUUACAAGGUGACUUUUGGAAAUUAUGUGAAGAUGAAGAAAGCAUCAUGCCAGUGUUGAAACUAAGUUACCAAAACCUGUCGCCUCAACUCAGACAAUGUUUUGCUUAUUGCUCUUUAUAUCCUAAGGAUUGGGAAAUAGAGAAGGAUGAGUUGAUUCAAUUAUGGAUGGCACAAGGUUAUCUUGAAUUUUCAGAUGAAAAACAGGCCAUGGAAGACAUCGGUAACCAAUUUGUGAAGAUUUUCUUGAUGAAGUCAUUUUUCCAAGAUGCUAAACUUAAAGAUGAUGGCAAUUUAUAUAGUUUCAAAAUACAUGAUUUAAUACAUGAUCUCGCAAUGCAUGUAGCCGACACUGAUUGUUGUUACCUUGAUAGUGAGACAAAAAGACUUGUUGGAAGUCCAAUGCAUGUAAUGUUAGAAAGUAAUGCUAUUAGUUUGUUAGAGAGAUUGAAGGCAAGCAGGGUGCGAACUUUAAUUUUAAAGAACGACAUUUCUUGGGAUUGGAAUGAGAAGGAAUUGUCCGUUAUAUCAAAAUUCAAAUACCUUCGCUUUUUGAAGGUGUCAUAUUGUUCUAUAAGUAAGCUGUGUGAUUCAAUUGGAAAUUUGAAGCAUUUAAGAUAUCUUCGGUUACGGCAUUGUAUAGGACUAGAAGGCAUUUUCAAAUUCAUACGUAACAUUGUUUGUCUUCAAACACUAAUAUUGGAAAAUUGGGAGAUAGUUGAAUUUUCUACAAAAUAUGACUUAAGUUUAAGCAAUUUGAGACAUCUUCAUAUUGAAAAUUUUAAAGCAUUUAAAGAGAAGAAGACAACCCGUGGAUUUGGGAAAUUAACGCUGGUGGAGCGCUAUAUGGAUUUAAUUUUUUUCAAUCACCUUUCUUCACUCACAAAUAUUGUUACAAUACUUCUUUUUGACUGUGAAGGUGUUCAGUAUCUUCCAACAAUGGAACGCCUCCCGUUCCUAAAGAGUCUUAUUAUAAUUAAGCUUCAUGAGUUGGAGUACAUAAAUUAUGAAGAGCCUCUUUUGUCUGAAGAAUUCUUCCCAUCUUUAGAGACCCUCGUAAUUUCUGGAUGUGAAAAGUUGAAGGGAUGGUGGAGGAUAAGGAACGAUAACUCUUUACAAUCAUUUCAUCUGUCCUUUUUUCCUUGUCUUUCUUACUUAACUAUCGUCGAUUGUCCAAUGUUGACACACAUGCCUACUAUUCCAAACCUCGACCAGAAAUUGUAUUUCAGUAAUACUAAAAUGGACACAUUGGAAGCAACAUUAAAUAUGGUUAAAUCAAAUUGUUCGAUUGAAUUCCCUCCACUUUCCAUGCUAAAACAUCUGUUUCUUGGCGGACAUAAGCUGGACGUUAAAACACUUCCAAAUGAUUGGAUGCAAAAUAUGACUUCUCUCAAGCAUCUUGUUUUUUAUGAUCUUCCAAAUCAAACAUUUCAAGAAAUUGAAAUUUGGUUUAAGGACAGACUCAACUAUCUUCCUUCCUUGCAAAAGAUUGAAAUUAGAUGUUGUUCUGAUCUUGAGACAUUUCCAGUUUGGAUUUGCAACCUUUCUUCACUUCAACAUGUCACCAUUGACUACUGUGAAAUUUUAGCUUCACUGCCCGAUGGAAUGCCUCGUCUUACCAGCUUACAGACCCUUGAAAUCAUUAACUGUCCCCUCUUAAUGGAAGAAUGCCGGACAGAAACAAGUGUAACAUGGCCCAAAAUUGCUCACAUCCCAAACAUAAUCUUAAAUUGA